AAAAACAAGGAAGAGAUGUGAACAAGGAAGUGAUCCAGGACUUCGGAGGCAUGAGAUAGAUUACUUCUCUGGAGUUGUUAUCUUUUGUUUGCAUAUGUUAAUCUCAAACUGUAGUUGAAAGGUUAUGGCUGUAAGAGUCCUUAGAAUCAGUACGGAAAGCCGGGUGGACAUACGGCGUUAAGGUGACGGGUGGUUGAGGAGCUGCUGUUUUGACAGCUGGGUUUUAAUCCACUGUCCAAGCUACAGAGGGGUCCGCUGGAUCCUGAGAGGAACCUGCGGGGCUGUUUUCAGACAAAAGGUUCCACCGCCUGGCAGCCAUGGCUUCAGCCCGGCUGAAGUACCUCUCCCUGGGCGUGCUGGUGUUCCAGACCACCUCUCUGGUGCUCACCAUGCGGUACUCCCGCACCCUGCAGGCCGAGGGCCCGCGGUACCUGGCCUCUUCAGCCGUGGUGGUGGCUGAGGUCAUGAAGAUCCUGACCUGCGUGCUGCUGGUUUUCAAGGAGCACAGUUACAGCAUGCGAGCUCUGAACAGCAUCCUACGUCAGGAAAUCCUCCAUAAACCCAUAGAGACGCUGAAGCUGGCCAUCCCCUCUGGGAUCUACACACUGCAGAACAACCUGCUGUACGUUGCACUGUCCAACCUGGAUGCUGCGACCUACCAGGUGACGUAUCAGCUGAAGAUCUUGACCACAGCCCUAUUCUCUGUGUCCAUGCUGGGCCGCAGGCUGGGGGUCUACCAGUGGCUCUCCCUGCUGAUCCUAAUGGCUGGAGUGGCUCUUGUGCAGUGGCCCUCUGACUCCACGGCGGCCCCAGAGAAGGAGGCCCACUCUGCAGGCUCCCAGUUCGUCGGGGUCACAGCAGUUCUGGUGGCGUGCUGCUCUAGCGGCUUUGCAGGGGUCUACUUUGAGAAGAUCCUGAAGGAGAGCAAACAGAGCGUGUGGGUCCGCAACAUCCAGCUCGGGAUGUUUGGCCUGGUGUUUGGUCUUUUCGGGAUGCUAGCCUACGAUGGAGAGAGGGUCAGGGAGUCGGGGAUGUUUCAGGGAUACAACACAGUCACCUGGACCGUCGUAGCCCUGCAGGCGCUGGGUGGUCUGGUCAUAGCAGCUGUCAUUAAAUAUGCAGACAACAUCCUGAAAGGCUUUGCUACAUCACUCUCCAUCAUCCUGUCCACUCUUAUAUCCUACUUCUUGCUGCAGGACUUUGACCCCUCAAGCGUGUUCUUCUUCGGGGCGGUUUUGGUCAUCGCCGCCACUUUCCUGUACGGGUAUGAAGGCAAGCCGCCGACCAACCCCAGCAGGGCGUAGAGUGAUUUAACAGCAGCUAAGGAAGGACCUGUUCAAGCCUCAAGAUGGUGGGGAGGAGGGAGAGUGGUGAGGGGAUAGAAAAAAGGUCUUCAAGCACAACAAUGAGGACUCACUCACACCGAAAGUGCCUCAGUUCUGAAGGAGAAGCAAAUUGGGGACAAAACCCACCCACCCACCAUUAGAAUGUGUUUUUUCCUUUCCUGUUUUUUUUUUACUGUAGCAGAGAAAGUCCCGGCUGCCACGUCUGCAGACAAAAGACAAGAGCCUUGUUCAUGAUGGACCAGUUUGGCAGCCAGGAACUGUUAACUGCCACGUCAGUCACACCCAUGCAGUAAAUGAAUGCUCGUCUGCAGCCGCAGUAUUUAUUGUUCAUUAUGUGUUUAACUUCUGUAUGCAAACUUUAAGGCCUAAUGUGAGUCAUUGUUUAACACAUCAGUACAUUUCCUGACAGGGGAAAUAAGUUUGGCUGAAAGUGGUCCAGUGGUGUUCAGGUGUUGCAGACUUGAAAUAUUGUGCUCUGCACACUCUAUGGCAACCCCUUAGAAAUCAUUGGGGAAGGCUGUACAUCAAAUAAAACUGAAAUGGCUGAAGAAAUUA
Messenger RNA from Cyprinodon tularosa, 1901 nucleotides. It is a transcript of the gene slc35a3a, whose product is annotated as solute carrier family 35 member A3a. The record is from RefSeq and is a predicted model, not a curated record. Gene Ontology annotation, cellular component: Golgi membrane. The transcript is spliced from 8 exons. Gene Ontology annotation, molecular function: UDP-galactose transmembrane transporter activity. Gene Ontology annotation, biological process: pyrimidine nucleotide-sugar transmembrane transport. Bases 318 to 1304 code for a protein of 328 amino acids. NCBI's taxonomy places the organism in Eukaryota, Metazoa, Chordata, Actinopteri, Cyprinodontiformes, Cyprinodontidae.